This is a messenger RNA of Fusarium fujikuroi IMI 58289, 921 nucleotides long. RefSeq names its product related to cell wall glycoprotein. Gene Ontology annotation, cellular component: fungal-type cell wall. NCBI's taxonomy places the organism in Eukaryota, Fungi, Ascomycota, Sordariomycetes, Hypocreales, Nectriaceae. The coding region runs from base 1 to 921 and encodes 306 amino acids. The transcript is spliced from 2 exons. Gene Ontology annotation, biological process: fungal-type cell wall organization. The record is from RefSeq and is a predicted model, not a curated record. Gene Ontology annotation, molecular function: structural constituent of cell wall.
AUGGGUUUCAUCAAGUCUGCCUCCAUUGCCAGCGUCCUCAUCGGCGCUGCCACCGCCUCUCCCCACUAUGCUCCUCCCUCCAACGAGACCGUCAAGUACACCACUGAGGUCGUCACUCACCUGACCACCUACUGCCCUGAGGCCACCACUCUCACCUACGGCGAGAAGACCUACACCAUCACUGAGGCCACCACCCUCACCAUCGAGGACUGCUCUUGCACCAUCACCAAGCCCGUUGCUACCGGCACUGGCUAUGCUGCUCCUCCCAAGCCCACUCACGCCAAGGACUGCGCUGAGAUGUGCUCUGACAAGUACGAUGACUGCCGUGUCGCCCCCAACGCCAACAUGGCUACCUGCGCUGCUGAGUACGCUGCCUGCUUGAACUACAACCCCUGGGAGAGCGGCAAGUUCGUCAAGCCUACCUCUUGCCACGCCGGUGGAAAGCCCACUGCUGUCUACACCACCGAGGUUGUCACCGCUGUCACCACCUACUGCCCUGAGGCCACCACCCUCACCUACGGCAACAAGACCAUCCCCGUCACUGCUCCCGGCACUGUCACCGUCCCUGACUGCCACUUCACCACCACCAAGCCCAUUGGCUGUGCUGAGAAGUGCUCCGACGCCUACAACAAGUGCCGCACCGGUGCUGAUGCCAACAUGUCUUACUGCGCUGCUACCUACGCUGAGUGCCUUGGCUACUCUCCCUUCAACGGUGAGGGUUCUCUCGUCACCCCCACUGCUUGCUCUGUCGCUCCUGUUGCCACCAAGCCUGCUACCGCUCCCGCCUACAACCCUCCUGCCGGUACCAAGCCCGCUGGUGCUCCUCCUGCUACUACCCCCACUCACGUCGUCACUGCUGGUGCCGCCCAGGUUGUCCCUGCCGGUAUCAUUGCCGUCGUUGGUGCUCUUGCCAUGCUCUAA